AUGGCCAUGAGCGCCACCCGUCCGCUGGGCGCCAGCGGGCUGGCCGCCCCCCCGCAGAUGUUGCGCCUGUCCGCCCGCCUGGGACGCCGGGGGCAGGGCGCCCGCAACGUCGCGCACCUCCUGCAGCUGGCCCUGGCGAAGGGGAUGAGCUUCGUCGACGUGACGGAUGUCCUGGGCAUCGAGGGGGCCGCUGAAGUCAUCCGCGGCUGGAGGGAAGAUUUGGUGCUGGCAUUGAGAUUUGGGACCCGCAAUGAGGAUGGCCACGCGGUGCCGGACUCCAACGCAGCCAGCGUCCGUCUGGCCUGCGAGGCGGGCCUGCAACGGCUGGGACUCGAGGGAGGAUGCAUCGACCUGUUUUAUCAGGAGGUGCCAGAUCCAGAGACGCCUGUAGAGGCCACUGCGGAGGCGUUGAAGGCUCUCAUCGACGAAGGCAAGGUCAGGGCCGUAGGCAUCGCUGGCGUGGACGCAGAUACGAUCCAGAGGGCGAACUCGGUUCAACCCAUCUCUGCUGUAUCGCUCCAGUGGUCCGCAUGGAACCCAAAGAGUUCAAGGAACGGCAUACUGACUGUCUGCCGAGAGUUAGGUGUUGGUAUUUUGGCAACCAAGGCGGCGGGAGGAGGUGUUCGGAACGCACACCUACUGGAGGCCGCUGUCAUCAGUGAGAAGGUGAAACAAAUUCUGGAUGACUCCCACCCCAAAGUUUUGAAGAGGCUGCAGGCAAUCUGGGACCAAUCUGCAGCCGUCCUGGAAAAGCAGGUGAAGAGAAAGGCCAGCAUCCAGGGGGACAACAUGUCAAAGAUGGUGGCGGCCAUCUUGGACAGACAGGCCCAGGGGCUUGUCGUGAAGUUCAGGCUGCUUUUAUCUGACCAGGACAGCCAUUUGACUGCCCAAGUGCAGGACCUUGCUGCAAAGCAGACGCAGCAUGCCUCAGGGCGUGUCAGCGCCCUGUUGGACCGGCAGCUGGAGGUGUUUGGCAAGCGGGUGGAGAGUCUCUCUGGGCUGCCCGACCGUGAGUUUCUGGACAGGGUGCAAAAGGUGCAGAAGCACCAGCAGCACGUGCUCGUCAUGCGACUGACCCGCAUUCGCAGGAACCAGGCGGACAGGUUGCUGGCCAGCCUCGGGGAGCAGCUUGGGCAGGCGUCUCUGGUGGCCAAGAAGGCUGACAAGGUACUCAGCAAUCAGAGCUGCCGCCUCAUAGCAAAGGUGCUGCAGAAACAGGACAGGCAGGGCCAGAGGAUGGCCGUCAAGGUCCAGAAGACACAGGAGAGGCGCCGUGCCGUGGCUGCUGUGAAAAUAGAGUCGAUCCUGCACAGGCGGAGUUGCCAGGUGGGGAAGAAGAUUGGUGUUCUCCUGGCCAGGGCGCCAGCUUCUGUGCCGUUGUGCGUCAGGAAGCGGCUGAACCAGCAGAGCGAGGCGCUGGCAGUCAAGUUGCACGCCCUGGCCAGCAAGGGUGUCAGAACCCAGCGGAUGAAAGUGGUGGUGCAUCGCAUCAUGCAGAGGCAAGCCGUGGCCGUCCUUGCCGAGGUGGAGUCGGUGGUCGAGAGGAGGAACAGCCGAGUGGGGCGCGUUGCCAAGAAGGCGCUGGGGCUUGAUGGCACCCCAUCCAGCGAAGAUGGCACCGAGGCGGAGGCUGGAAUGGGGCAACCUGAUUUGCUUGGGGGCCUGCACGCAGCGACGGCUCUGGCCAUAUCUGGCAGGAUCGGAGAGGUGGCAGAGGCACGCGGCGUGGAGCUGGUGGCCGCUUGCAUGGCGUGGCUGCACCACCAAGGCGAGGACGUCUUCCCUGUGGCCGUCGUUGGAGGACGUGGCAGUGUGCUGGAUGCACUGGUGCAGGGCGCUGCAUUGGAGCUCACGCCGGAGGAGGCCAACAGGAUGGGCAAUCCAGGGGCGGACGAGUUGGACGUCGACGACUGGGACGAUUGUGAUGCGGGGCUGCAGCCGAUUCACGGGCACCCGGUCCAUGGGUGA
This is a messenger RNA of Ostreobium quekettii, 1968 nucleotides long. NCBI's taxonomy places the organism in Eukaryota, Viridiplantae, Chlorophyta, Ulvophyceae, Bryopsidales, Ostreobiaceae. The record is from the annotation of a GenBank genome assembly.